UGCUUCAGUUGUUGCGCUACUUUUAAAUGUAAGCCACGGCUGACCACUGUCGGUGUGGAAGUAUUUGCAGUAGCUUACUGCCAUCAGUUUCUCGCCACGAUCAGUCGGCGGCUGGCAGUGCCAUUGGCUAUGGAGCUCCUGCAUGCACUGGCUGCUCUCGUUGUCCUAACUUUUUCUGCAGUGCCAGUAAAUGCUGACUCACAAUGCAUUCCUAAAAGCUUUGGAUAUGACAGUAUUGUAUGUGUCUGCAAUGCCACAUACUGUGAUGAAUUUGAAACAGUAACACACUUUCCAUCUGGAAAGUAUUUAUUGUACACAUCAACAAAAGAUGGCCUCCGCUUUAAGAAGAGUGUUGGUUCCUUUUCUCCAAGAAAAGGUGCCUCUUGCCUGACACUGCAAGUUGAUAGAGGUACUAAAUAUCAAACUGUCAAGGGCUUUGGAACUGCAUUUACUGACUCUGCUGGGAUUAAUGUAUUUUCCCUUUCACCAGAUGCUCAACAAAAUCUCAUGAGGUCUUAUUUCACAUCCUCUGGUAUCAGCCUGAACAUGGGAAGGGUGCCAAUAGCUGGAUGUGACUUUUCUAUACGUGGCUAUACAUAUGAUGAUUAUGAAAAUGAUACUCAGCUUACAAAAUUUAAUUUGACAUGGGAGGACUACAAUCUUAAGAUGCCUUUGAUUAAAUGGGCCCAGAAUCUAAGGAACCAAACCCUGAAGUUGAAAGCAGCAGCAUGGAGUCCACCCAUAUGGAUGAAAACAAACCAUGAUUUGAUGGGUGCCUCUCUUCUCCUGGACCAGUAUUACCAGACAUGGGCUGAUUACCAUAUAAAAUUCCUUGAUGCCUACAAAGAAAAUGGUAUUGAGUUUUGGGCAGUGUCUACAGGAAACGAACCAGCAAAUGGUAUAGGUAUUAUACUAGCGAUUAACUCACUUGGAUGGACACCACAAGGACUAAGAAAGUGGACUGCUGAAAAUUUGGGUCCUUCACUGCGUGCUUCCCAACACAGCAAUGUUAAGAUUCUUGUUCUUGAUGAUCAACGUCCCUAUGUGCCUUGGGUGGUAGACAAGAUUAUGGAUGAUAAAAGGAUGCAGAAAUAUGUUGAUGGUAUUGCUGUCCAUUGGUACUAUGAUAAAAUAUCUCCAGCUCAGAUAUUAACUGAAACACAAAAGAAAUACCCUACCAAAUUCAUUAUAUCAACAGAGGCUAGCAUUGUUAAUCUUAUGCCAAACGUCAGCAAAGUGAAACUUGGUGACUGGUCAAAUGGAGAAGCAUACUUGACAAACAUGAUACAGGAUUUCACACACUGGGUUGCUGGAUGGUAUGACUGGAAUCUUGCAUUAAACCAGGAAGGUGGCCCUAACUGGGUAGAAAACUAUGUUGAUUCUUCAAUUAUUGUGAAUGCCAAAAAUGAUGAAUUUUAUAAGCAGCCUUUGUUUUAUGCUCUUGGCCACUUUUCUAAGUUUAUUCAUGAAGAUUCAGUAAGGAUUGAUAUUGUGCCAAACAAUAAAAAUGGAAUUAGAACUGUGGCAUUCACAACUCCAUAUAAUGCAACAGCUCUUGUCAUCUCCAAUAAGAGAGAUCAUAAUACAAAGGUAACAAUUGCAGACCCGGAUCGUGGCUACAUUACUAUUUCAGUUCCCAAGAGAUCUUUCAACACUCUAAUGUACUGGUAAUGUACAUGUGUGGCACUUUUAAUAGUGCCUGGAAUUUGUGAGAAUGAUGACUAAAAUUGUUGAAGGAUAUGGAAGCUUAAGAUCUGUAUAAAAAUGUUAAAUAUAUUUUUUCCUUACACAAUAAAGAACACAAGUAAUGAUUAAAAAACCUAUUUUGUUACAAGAAGUACAAACACAUUAACAAAAUAGUGAUGUUUUUACUUUUUUACCCUGAGAUAGCUAAUUAGUAAGUAAGUUUCCAAAUGAACAGUACAGUAUUCUUUGUCAGUGUUUGUAGUAGUAUUCCUGGUGAACUGUACAAUUUGUAAAGCUUUAGUUUCAAAUCAACCGUCAUCUAUUAUUGUGCUAAUACAGUAGCCUCCUUUGAAAUCUAAGUUAGUGGACUGCAUGUAGUCUAUGAAAUCAGAUAAAGUCACUGCAUGUAGACAUACACAUGUAACAUCAAACAUUUACACGUAAUAAAGAUUAUUUACACAAUAUAUAAGUUUACAUGUUAUCCAUUAUUAUGUAUGGUUUCAUGCUGCAUGUUAACAAAGAAGUGUUAGUUGUGCCUUUGAUUUGAUGCACAUGCAAUGUUGUUGAUAUUCUUUUGUGAGUUUUGUUAUUCAUACAGCAAAAUAACUGAUGAUGGUAAAAGUAAAGAGGAUUUUGUAUAAAAAGAAAAGUGUUUCAAGAAAGAAGAAGUUUGCUAACACAGAGUGUAAACUAAGAGUUAGAAAGUAUUUUCUGAAAGCAUGUGUCUGAAGUGUGACCUUCUAUGGAAGUGAAACACAGACAAUGAACAGCAGAGUUAAGAGAAAAACAGAAGCUUUUGAAAUUUGGGGUUACAAAAGAAUGCUGAAGAUUAGAUGAGUACGUUUUGUAGCUAAUGAAGAGUUACUGCAUAAAAUUAAGAUGAAAAGAAAAUUAUUGCACAGAGUAACUAAAAUAAGGAUAUCCUGAAACAACAAGAAAUAGUUAAGUUGGAAAUGGUGGAAUUCGCAGAGAAAGACCAAUGCCUGAGAAUAGUUAACAGGUUUAAAUUAAUGUACAAGGCAGUCGUUAUGCAGAAAUGAAGAUACUUGCAAGGGUCAGACUGGAAGGGGAGCUGCUUCAAAACCAUGUUCCGAAUGAAGAUAAAAUAACAACAAGAAUUUUUUUUUCACAUGCUACCUGCACCUUAGAAUGGAUAUAAAGCACUCUUUGAAUUACAGGCCCUUUAACUGCUCAAAGCGUGGAAAAUUUAUUUCUUAUGCAUAUGUUGGUAUAUGAUAAUGGACUGAGGUAGACAGCAUGGAUUACUUGGUAUUAUUAUUAUUGUAAUAUUGGGUAACAUAUUCUGAAUAAUAUGUGAUAUAAUUAUUCUAUAACAAAGUAGAAUGAAAAACAGUCUACUGGCUACCUUCAGCAGUAAUAAGCAUGUAAACUCAUGUAUUCACUCAAGUAUGAAUUUCCAAA
Molecule: messenger RNA, 3108 nt
Organism: Schistocerca serialis cubense
Lineage: Eukaryota; Metazoa; Arthropoda; Insecta; Orthoptera; Acrididae
Product: lysosomal acid glucosylceramidase-like
Exons: 11
Coding region: 130-1671 (513 amino acids)
Biological process (GO): glucosylceramide catabolic process
Molecular function (GO): glucosylceramidase activity
Source: RefSeq, a predicted model, not a curated record